UUGUUUAAUCCUCAUCUUCUUAUACAUAUCAAAUGGGAAUCCUUUAUUUAUGCACCAGAACCAUAAUCCACACCUCUCUAUUCUUUGUUCUAUGUUUCCUUGGUGUGAUUGGCCAAGCUCCUCAAAGCCCAUCCCCACUUGCAUCACCACCUCCACUAGAAACACAGGCUUUGACUUUCUUAGACCAAAGACUUGCUACAGUAUACCCAAUAAUCCAAAACUUCAAGAGCAUUGUCACCUCAGAUCCCCUUAAUGUUACUCAAUCAUGGGUUGGCCCAGAUAUAUGCAACUACACAGGGUUCUACUGUGAUCACCCACCUGAUAAUGACUCUGCCACUGCCCUAGCUGCCAUUGAUUUCAAUGGGUUCCAUCUCUCUGCUUCUACUCUUGAUGGGUUCAUUGAUCAGCUCCCAGACCUUGCUUUUUUCCAUGCGAAUUCUAACAACUUCACCGGCACCAUAUCACCAAAAAUUGCUAACCUCCCAUAUUUUUACGAACUGGACCUAAGCAACAACAACUUCUUUGGCAAUUUUCCUAUGGCGAUCCUUGGCAUCAGAGACCUAUAUUUUUUAGACAUCCGAUUCAAUUCCUUUACUGGGUCAGUGCCUCCUCAGAUUUUUACACAGAGACUUGACGUACUCUUCCUUAAUAACAACAACUUCAUGCAGAAACUCCCUGAUGCCCUGGGCUCAACCCCAGUGCUUUACCUCACUUUAGCCAACAACAAGUUCACAGGGCCAAUCCCACGAAGCAUCUUCAACGUUUCUUCAACAUUAACAGAGAUUUUGCUCUUGAACAACCAAUUGACAGGCUGCAUCCCAUAUGAACUUGGAUUAUUGAGACAAUUAGUCCUUUUUGAUGCAAGUAACAACCUAUUAACGGGUCCUUUACCCUGCUCUUUAGGAUGCUUAACCAAGAUUGAGCUGCUAAACCUUGCAGGAAAUUUGUUGUAUGGGCAGGUGCCUGAGGUUCUGUGUGCAUUAGAGAACUUGUCAAAUUUAUCACUUUCGGGAAAUUAUUUCAGUAAGCUAGGGCCAUUGUGUAGGAAACUAGUGAAGAGUGGGGUUCUCGAUAUCAGGAAAAAUUGUAUUCAUGAUCUUCCUGAGCAGAGGUCGUUUCACGAAUGUUUUGCUUUCUUCAUGCACCCUAGAUACUGUCCAUACUGGCCUUCUUUCUUCAAUUUCAAUCCUUGCAAGGUUCAUCCACCGAUUCAUCCUCCCAUGGGUCCAAAGAGAAAUUUGAUUAGCUAUAAAUCUCUUUCAAGACACAGAAUGUGAAGAUGAUACUAUCUAUUGGGUUCUUAUGAUGAAUUUUCAGGUGGAAGUUAAGAUUGCUAA
Molecule: messenger RNA, 1337 nt
Organism: Manihot esculenta (cassava)
Lineage: Eukaryota; Viridiplantae; Streptophyta; Magnoliopsida; Malpighiales; Euphorbiaceae
Exons: 1
Coding region: 33-1277 (414 amino acids)
Molecular function (GO): protein binding
Source: RefSeq, a predicted model, not a curated record